UGGCUGCAUGGAGGGCAGGAGGGGGGUGGACCUCACACUGGAGGGGAGUUUAAACACGGAUAGAUAGAGGCUCUUGAGCUGUUAGGACCAUUUUGCAGUUGUUCGCUACGAGUGUUGUAUUAAGUCGGUGGAUUGGAUAUUCAUUCUAAGACGAGGAUUUCUUCAAACGGAGUUUCGACAUGUGUGAACAGUGUAUGAGGGCUUCUGUCCGUGGACUUCUAGUUAAUAACUCUUUGUUCUCACUGGUAACUUAAUUACGAAGAGAGUUGUGUUUCCUUGGCCCAGCACUAUAUCGAAUGCCUCAAACUUGCGUUUAAAAGCGGGCAUUGGCGUGUGAACAUAUAGACACAAAACAUUAGGGUUGAACUCUUGGCCCCAGCACCAGGGCAUGGCUGGCUGAUUGAUUCGUCGCUUAUUCAAUCGCUUUCUACAACUUCAACGAUCUUCUUCUAUCUGGAUAGUUGAGCUGACCAUGUCAGCGACGGCUGGACCAAGGCGGAACUUGUUUAACCUCCAGCCCCUGGACGCCACCACGCCCAGUCCAUUGUUUCAGAGGCGGAGGGUGGCGGUGGGGGAGGAAACUGGACAUGAGGCUAACAUUCUGCAUUUAGAAGAGGACCUUAGUGCCACAAUGUCUCUGGGCAACGCAGUCUGCCAGCGUUGCAAUGAUGGGUUCAAGAUGGACGAACAGAUCGUCAACUCCAGUGGCCUCUGGCACACAUACUGCUUUGUGUGUGCUCAAUGCUUUCAACCUUUUCCAGAAGGAAGAUUUUUUGAGUUUGAAGGCAGGAAGUACUGUGAACAUGACUUCUGUGUACUGUUUGCUCCAAGCUGUGGCAAAUGUGGUGAAUUCAUCAGUGGUAGAGUCAUCAAGGCCAUGAAUGCGUCCUGGCAUCCGGAAUGUUUCCGCUGCUUCUGUUGUGCUAAGAUCUUGGCUGAUGAAGGUUUUGUCAAGAAUCAGGGAAGAGCUCUCUGCAAAGAUUGUAAUGCCAUGGAAAAGGCCAAAGGUUUAGGAAAGUAUUUCUGUUUUAAAUGCCACUCUAUUAUAGAUGGGGGUCAUCUCAAGUGGAAAGGUGAAGCCUAUCACCCUUACCAUUUCAACUGCCAUUCUUGUGGCAUUGAGUUGAAAGAAGAUGCCCGUGAGAAGGAUGGCGAGCUCUACUGUCUGCGCUGCCAUGACAAGAUGGGCAUCCCCAUAUGUGGUGCUUGUAGACGUCCCAUUGAAGAGAGAGUAGUGCAUGCCCUGGGCAAAACCUGGCAUGUAGAGCACUUUGUGUGUGCCAAGUGUGAGAAACCUUUCUUAGGCACCAGACAUUAUGAGAAGAAAGGAUUGGCUUACUGUGAGAUUCAUUAUCAUCAGCUUUUUGGUAACAUUUGUUUUGUCUGUAACAACAUCAUCAAUGGAGAUGUGUUUAGUGCCUUCAACAAGGCCUGGUGUGUCAACCACUUUGCUUGCUCCAUAUGUGACAAGAAGAUGAGUCAGAAAACAAAGUUUUUUGAGUUUGACCAAAAACCUGUCUGCAAGAACUGUUACGAUAAGUUUCCCGGGGAACUCAAGAAAAGAUUGAAGAAGGCCUAUGAUGAAGCUGUGAAAGCAGGAAAAAUAUAAACCCGAGAAGAUGGCAAUCAUCUCGUAGUUACUUUUUUUUUUUACAAAUUACUCUCCAACUAGGCUUCAUAUUCUUGCAUGCGUAUAACUAUAAUUAGUGUGUUCAGACUGUAGAGAUUUUCAAUUGCUUGGUGAUUCGUUGGUUUGCGGCUGUGAUAUUUGUCAUGAUCUCUGAUGAAGAGCUGGCCCCUUGAGACAAACACAUCCCAGGAGUUGAAGUUGGAAUGCCCAAGCUGUCAUAAUAUUUAAAUGUACACACAGUCACAUGAUUGCGACCAGUCAUGUGACUGCAACUGGUCACAUGACUGCAAGUGUUUAGCUUGUCAACAGGAAGAGCUGGUUGUGAACUUGUUAUUUAAGUCCCAGUUAUAACUAUUAAUGUAUUUUGAAAUGUUGUCCUGUCUUUGUUAACUUAUAGUGAUGUUCAUCCUCUGUUUCUUUGUAUUGGCAUUACUAAUUGUUAUAGUAACAAGUCCAUCAGUUUACCAGUGAUCAGCAGUCUAGAAUUUACAACAUUUUUAUGCUAAUAUGUACAAUCUAUGAGUUGAAAUAUGAUUUAUUGAAAAAUGCAUAGCUCUCUAAUCACUGAAAGGGGAGAUAAUCUUUCCAGAUCACUCAUUCUUAGUUCAAACCUAGUGUUUACAAAAAAUCUGGCUGACACAAAAUUAGAUUAGUUUAUGCUUAUCAUUAUUACACAAUUUGGAAACAACAGAAGCAAAAUUAUUAUUAUCUAGCCAGCUUUUGGAGAUUUAAAAAAGAAAUAAUUUAACUCUUUCUCUCCUCAUUAAAUAAAAUUAAUGUUUAACUUGAUAAACUUUUUUUUUUUUUUCUGGUAACAAACGACAAAGCUAUUGAAGCUUAAUCAUAACAUGGUUAUGAAAUAGUAAUGAGCAAAAUGAAGAAUUCCAUCGAAACGUGGAAAGAUAAUUACGGAGAGAAAGAGUUAAAUACUUACGUAUGGAGACCAUACUAAUGUAUUGACUGCUUUAUGUAAUAAUAAUAAAGGAAACAUCACACUGUUUUGUAACUAAAGCUCUGUCUAGACUGUGUUGAUUUUCAUGGUUAAUCUGAGCCAGACAGUGUGUUGUUUCCUCUCUUGUUAGUCCUUCUCUUCUGUUGAACUAACAAAUGUCCAAUGCAUUAUUUCCCAUGUAUCAUUAUGACACUCACUCUAGGCCUAGUUCAGUUCUUGACUUUGCCUUGAAGGAACAUGUCACUUUUUUUUUUUUAUGUGCAGUAUUUGUGUACAUUUUCUUGGUGCUAAUAUUUUGUUUUGUUGAGUAGAGCUGCCUUACUUGUUAUUUUAAUUUUAUUUGGCUUUUUUUUUUCCUGGCAAUGUACUCUAUGAAUUGUGGACAAAAGGAAAUGUUACUUUGCUUUAGGAUAUAAACACACCGAAGGAAGCAAUCUCUCGUAAUCUAGGUUUAAUUUUUGCAAAGCUGACCACAUUUUUUUAAAAAGAUAUUUGUUUUUUUAUAUAGUAACGUAGCGUCAAAUUAGCUGUAUUUUCUACACAAUUUAUGGUGAAUGUCAAAUGUUAGAAUAUGAGUGAAUUGGCUGGCCAAGUGAUAAAACACUUGGCUCAUAAAUGGGAGACCUUAGGUUCAAGUCCUAGUAUAGUCAUCAGGGUCUAAGGGUUUUCCUAAGUGUGCCCAGCUAUACAAGUUCUCUACACCAUGGUCAUUGUGCUGGCCACACAAUCACCUGUCAACCGUUGGCUUUAGAAACAAGAGACUACUACCUCAUUUGCCAUUGGAUCCUAGGAUAAGAUAAGAGGGAACUUUGCUUCUUACUUUUAUAUAUAUUAGACUAACCGGAUAAGACCCGUGGCCUGCAGACCUUAGUUUGGGUAUUACUGAUCUACUGGAUUGAAUUUAGAUCUAUGUCAAACUUGGAGAAUGUUCCCUUCACAUUUUUUAUUUUACCACGAAAAUAAAAGUAGAGUAUGAGAACGGGUUUACCCAUUCAGCUGACAUAUUCAUAUCCAAUAUAAAUGUCAAUGAAAACGGCAAUUUGUUAAAAAGUGUUGCUACUUAACAGAGAUAAAAUUAGGUACUUUUUGUCUAUUUUUAGGGCCCUCCGGUUGUGGGAGGGACAUUCAACAUAUACUACGGUCUCCGCCAUGAUUUAAGAAACUUUUCUGCCAAGUUUUAUCAAGAUUUGGUCAAACGGUUUUGAUUUUUAUUCGGGACAUACAUACACAGCCUUACUUUCUGCUUUAUAUAUUAGAUUUAUAUAAAAUUUAUCAAGAAACUUUACUACAAGGAGAAUGGUAUAGUUCAGAGGUUCACAUUUUCUCCACAUUUUAUUUCAGUUUUAGAGCUUAGGAACAAGUUUAGUUUAAUUCCAGGCUUCUGUUUAUUGUUUAUAGAUAUCACAGUAUUGUAGUAUGUUGGUAUUGAUUCUUUAUCGCAUUGUAUUUAUUAUUAUUGUCAGCCUAUAAGACAUGCUUCAUUGUCACCUAUUUACAAUGUAAGAAGAGGCUUCUCUUCCAUGUAGUCAACACACAAUAAAGUCAUGUAGUAUUGAUUGAUCAUUGAAAUUACUGCCUGAAGGUCUUUGUUUUUUUUAAAUAAGCUGAGCCUCUUGGCUUUCUUGAACCAGUGCCGGAUUUACCUAUUAGCAACAGAAGCUAUAGAAAAGAAAAAAAAAAAGGAAAGUUUCCCUUUUCAAACCUUUUGAUCAGUAGGGCAGAUGAUGUUAAGGUCAUCUGUUUCUUUGGCCAAUGGUUAUACGAGCAGGAUGCCAUGUGGCCAGCACUACGACCAACCGCUUUUACUUUCCCCAAUUAAUGUCAGGUACCCAUUAGAAUAGGGUGGGCUCAGGUGCGACCUAAAAAUCUUGAAAUUCAAAAUCCCAGACGUCACAGAGAUUAGAUCCCAGGACUCCAGGUUGGGAAGCCAAGCGCUUAACCACUUAGCCACUGCACCCCCAACAUAAGCUAUAGCUUAGCCAAAAAAAAAAAAAGUUCCAUGGAUAUUUUCCAUCAUUUUGAUGCUGAUUACAGGGAGCCCAAAAUCUCAAAAAAAAAGCUUAAGGUCUUAUCAGUUCUAAAUCUGGCCUUGUUCUUGACUUUAAACUAAAGGAGUCAUUGAUUUGGAGCCAUGAAUUUGAGGGGUGAAAUAGUAGCUAAGAUUUGGUUAUUCUAUGUAAAGUGUAUUUGAUGCCAACUCUGCACCUUAUUAUACACAAAUAAAAAAUUAGAUUUUGUAUGAAUCAUUAGAAUUCAUAAUAGAAAAUUAAUCUUACGACAUAUAUCUAGAUGUACUUUCAACCAGAGAUAAAUAGAUCUAUACUUAUUUCAACUGUAUACAUAUUAGGAUCUAAUAUCUAUAAGUGUAUAAUUGUACUCUGUACCAUUAUAUUUCAUGUAUACAUAAUUUUUAUUACCUUAGUUUGAGUUAUUACAUUUCACCAGAGUCAUUAAAUGGACCACAAUUUCUAUUUUAACUAUAUUAUAGUCUUUCGCUAUGGGUCCUGCUGGCUAGUGUUGUUCAAUAAAGAAAAUGUAAAAAAAAAAAA
Messenger RNA from Biomphalaria glabrata, 5131 nucleotides. Its product is annotated as LIM and senescent cell antigen-like-containing domain protein 1. The transcript is spliced from 13 exons. The record is from RefSeq and is a predicted model, not a curated record. NCBI's taxonomy places the organism in Eukaryota, Metazoa, Mollusca, Gastropoda, Planorbidae. Gene Ontology annotation, cellular component: cell-cell junction; focal adhesion; cytoplasm. The coding region runs from base 473 to 1609 and encodes 378 amino acids. Gene Ontology annotation, biological process: positive regulation of integrin-mediated signaling pathway; cell-cell adhesion; cell-cell junction organization.